This is a messenger RNA of Gossypium arboreum, 3154 nucleotides long. RefSeq lists its product as uncharacterized. The record is from RefSeq and is a predicted model, not a curated record. The transcript is spliced from 2 exons. NCBI's taxonomy places the organism in Eukaryota, Viridiplantae, Streptophyta, Magnoliopsida, Malvales, Malvaceae. Bases 956 to 2611 code for a protein of 551 amino acids.
AGGCUGGAAGCGGUUGCUUUAGCCCAAUGGGCGGCAAAUACUUUUUUGGACUGAGCCGUUGAGGUGUAUUAACAAAUUUGAGUUACGAUACGAGUCACAUCUCUAUUUUUAUCCAUAAUUUCUUAAUUUUUAAAUUAAAGGAAAAACAAGGUUAAAACAUGAUUAAACUCACCUGCUGUAAUAACAUUUGUAGCUGAGAUCUAUAGUAUUUUUUAAAAUUUUUUUGAAGAUUGAUUUUAUCAAUUAAAAUGAAAUGUUGGUGCUGAUCAAACCAUAGUCUAAUGGAAAAAAAAAAUUGUGUGGAUUUAAGUUAAUUUACAUUAAAUUUAGGGUUUAACUUAUCUUUCUGUCACAUUUAGUUUUGAUGGUUAUAAUAUAAUUGCUUAUACUAAAAAAUAUGAUCUAGACAAAGUGCUUGCCUAGAGUUUUGGCAUUUAAAUUUUCACUUGAAUUUUUUUUAGUACAUUAAGACUCAAAUUUUAGAUUUUAAAGUGUCAAAACACAACUUAAAUCAGUGAAUAUUGUAAUUAAAAAAUAAUAUAUUGAUAAAUAAUUCCAUUAGAGAAGGGGUAUAUUGGCAAUGCACAAUUUUCUACUAUUUUUGCUAUUUGUUUAAAACUACAUUAUGUGGCAUGAUGUGGUAGGAGAGUGACCAAUACCCUAGCCAAAACCUGGCAAUUUGGUAGCAGUUUCAAGUUUCAACAGCAAUUGGUAAAAUAGAAAUAUACAAGUAUGGUGGCACAUUGAAACUUGAAAAGAAUGCUUUCCACUCCAGAAUCAGCGCCUUGAAAAGGGUCUCUUUCUUCUACUCCCACCCCCGCUCCAGUGAAUACACUAGUACUCCUACUUGCAUUUCUUUUUAUUUUUUCUUCUUUUACUCAACCCAUCAGCUCUUGUUUCACAAAGAGAGAUCCUUUCUUUCUUUUACUGUUUCUUUUUCCUUGGCCGAAUAGCAAUGGGAGGUGGACUACUAUCUCACAAAGGAAAUGGCAGUGGGAAUGGGCACAAGGGAAGACCCUAUGUGUUGAUGUUACUUUUGGCAUUUGGGGCUGCACUGCUUGGUGUUAUGGUGCUGCACAAGUUCAGGGAGAUACGCAUCUUCAACCUCCUUAUCGAAGAUAAGAACCGUCAGCUCCUUUCCCUUCAGCUACUGUUGCAGAAGGAAAGAGAAUACACCAAAGACAUGAGAAGGAAAGCUGAAGAGACAAAAGCAAAGAUAUACUACCUUAGAAACCAAAAAAUGGAGCUUGAUCGUAGGCUGUUGGACAUGCUAUCUACACUUGAUUCCCUUAAAGAUGAGCAGAAGGCCAUGGAGUCUGCUCUGGAAGAGAAAAAGAGAGAGAUCAAACUGCUACGGGAUAAAGACUUGAAUACAGGAAAUGAGAACCCUCAGAUCAUAGCUUUAACAGCAACUUUGAAGCAAAAGGAAGCUGAAAUUGAGGAAUUGAAGCACCAUCUUACAGGUCAAGUAAGGGUUUGGUCAGUGAGUACUGAUGACCCAUCGAAUCCUAAAGUAAAUAUGACAAAGGGGAAGACAGAGUUCAGCCGUGAGGAGAGUAGGCGAGUACAUGAAUCUUCAUACAAGGGCGGACACAAUUCACCGAAAGGUCAGGAUGCAACUGAGACUAAAUUCAGUUUUUCGCAAGAGGAAGACAAAGGAGAAGGGUUUGAAGAUGGAAGUGAGAAAAGAGGUGGACAGCAGCAGAAACUUGAAAGUUUGGGAGAAAAUGCCAACAAUCAUGGAGCCAUAAGAGAAAUGAAAAUUGGGGAUACUGAUGAUACAGGCAAUUAUGUAGUAGAUGGGAAGAAGAAUCAUGCGAAUGCCAUUGAUACGAUUAAUGAUGUGGAUAACGAACAAGAGAAGAGAAUUAGCUUCAGUGGGCAGCUUGAAAAACGUAGAGUUCCUCACCUGGAAAGUGAACGAAUUCGUGAAGGUGGGAAGAAGAUGGACAUAGAUGAGAAUUCUAGGAUUUCAAGUUUACCAGGGAGAAUCGGCCACUUAAGCAGAUCAAAAGGAAAAAGAUGGAGAAGUCUUGCUAGGAAAAGGCUCCUAAAGAGGAAUGUAAAUUCCAGAAUUGAUGCAGUGGAAAACAUGACAGGUAGAAGGUUGUCCAAAGAAAAUAAAGCCCUUGUAAGAAGCAAGGAAGAUGGAGCAGGUUCUGGGGAGCCACAAAAAGAUGAAAGAGACAAAACAGAAAAAACUGGCCCGAGGAAGGAAAUGGGUGCUAGAAAAGCUAAUUUGUUCAAGCAUCGGAACUCUGAAGAUACUGAAGAUAUGAGCGACAGAAAAGUGAGUGCCAAGACAAGCCAUCAGGUGGAGGGAGAAAAUGCAAUGCAAAGAAACCAUGACGACUCUUUGGCAAUGGCAAUACAAGACACAGGUGUGAUUGGAGAAGCCAGUAACUAUACACAAGGCACCAACCAUGUUAAAGUUGAAGAAGGUGCCAAGAUCAAACAGAUUGAAGGACAUGAAACGGAAGAAGAUAUAGAGGUUGCCUAUGAACAAGAGCCAAAAACAGAAGCAGAAAAGGGUGACCUUUCCAGCAACUAUAUGUCUGAAUCUGAUGGUAAAGAAGGGAAUAAGGAUGACACAAACGAGCCCCAUUUUUAAUUUUCGUAUGCUUUUGGAGUGUUUUGUUAAAGUUGUAAUUGUCAUAACUCUUAAACAGUAAAAAUAUGUUUAGAAUUAAUGGAAAUAUCACUAAAUAGUUAAUGCCUGUGAUUUCCUCGAGUGACCGGGAGAAAAUUGUUAUCGACAGUGCAAAGAAUAUAGAAGUCAAAACUUAGCAGACAGUAACACUAGAGAAUUUAAGGAACUUAAUUCAAAUCUCAUUAAAUCAGGACAAUAUGCAAAAAAGCAUUGUUCAUUUCUUUUCAAAUUCAUCAACAGAUUUUAAGUCUUCAAAACUGUUACUUCCCAUUAUCAACAGGACUAGCCAACAAAUCAGGCAGUGUGUUCACUGAAACUAACCUCCAAUUUUGCUCAUUCACCAUUCUCUUAGUAAAAAAGAAAUGAUGAACAAGAAAACAGAUUUCCUCGCCAACAAAAGAAAAAAACAAUAUCCUAAGAGCAUAGAAGUUCCAGCCACACAUUAUUACUGGGAAUCUUGUAAAAAUUAAAAGCUCCAACCUCAUUUCUUUGCCGUUUCCACUG